CGCCCAGCACAAGAACCGUGUUGCGACAGACAAAAUUCCCAACUCAACACUUCGGCAGUUUGCACGGUUGCACAGUUCCUCAGCCAAAUUGGAUCCCAACAAAAUGGACAGUCCGUGUGAGUCGGAGAGCUCACUCGAUGGGGGAGCAAUGCUCCCGCCGAGCCCGGUUUCGCGGGAACAGCUGCAAAAGCGCAUCGAAAGUCUCACGCAACAAAACAAGGUGCUUAAAGUAGAACUAGAAACGUAUAAAAUUCGCGUUAAAGUCAUCCAGGAGGAGAAUCGUUCCCUACGUCAAGCGUCAGUUAUCAUCCAAGCGAAAGCCGAACAGGAGGAGGAAUACAUCUCCAACACGCUGCUGAAGAAAAUACAGGCGCUGAAAAAGGAGAAGGAAACGCUUGCCCAUCAUUACGAGCGCGAGGAAGAAUGUCUCACGAACGAUCUGUCCCGCAAGCUGGACCAGCUGCGGCAGGAAAAGUGUAAACUCGAGCAAACGCUCGAACAGGAGCAAGAGUGUCUAGUUAACAAGCUGAUGCGCAAGAUCGAGAAGCUCGAGGCGGAAACAUCGGCCAAGCAGAACCAUCUCGAGCAGCUGCGCCGUGAAAUGGUCGAGCUGGAGAAUACGCUCGAGCAGGAGCAGGAAGCGCUGGUAAACAAGCUGUGGAAGCGGAUGGAUAAGCUGGAGGCGGAAAAGCGUUCGCUGCAGAUCAAACUCGACCAACCGGUGUCUGAUCCAACCAGUCCAAAAGAAAUAAGCCAUCAUCGUAACGAAAAUGGCAACGACACUGCCACACAGCUGACCGCGCACAUCACCAACCUGCGGUCGGAGGUGGACCAGCUGCGCAGCAAUCUGGCCGCAGCGGAGAAGGAAAGCAAGGAAAAGACGCAACAGUUUGCACACGAGGAAAAGUGCAUACGGGAGGAGAACAAGCGCUUGCAGCGCAAGCUUCAGCUCGAAGUGGAACGGCGCGAAGCACUGUCGCGACAUCUGUCGGAAUCGGAAUCGUCGCUCGAGUUUGAAGACGAACGGCUGUUUAAUGAGAAUGUGUCGGCACUGGCCAGCCAAAGACCGAUCAGUCCGGGUGGGUUGACGCGCUGCAUUGCGUGCGGUCAGCUGGUGAGUAGACGGGCAAGCGAGCGGUUUAUUAAGCCGGCUAUACCGAUCGGACUGAACACAUCGGCACCGAACGUGCUUUCCUCGCAUUCGUCCACGGUCGGCGGUGGUGGCAAUAUGUUUCCACUGCUCGGUGGUGGCAAUACUACCGGUGGCGUUGGUCCCGGUUCGCUCAACAGUAGCAUCGGUUCGACGAACUCGAACAACACUAGUAGUAAUAUCUCGUUCACCGGCAAUUCGUCCUUCGUGCAACCGGCCAGUCCAAUGGAUACCUCCAUGUGCAAAGAUUAAA
Messenger RNA from Anopheles maculipalpis, 1403 nucleotides. Its product is annotated as coiled-coil domain-containing protein 6. The transcript is spliced from 5 exons. The record is from RefSeq and is a predicted model, not a curated record. The coding region runs from base 104 to 1402 and encodes 432 amino acids. NCBI's taxonomy places the organism in Eukaryota, Metazoa, Arthropoda, Insecta, Diptera, Culicidae.